AUGCUGCUGCGCUCUGAGCAUCAGUUCCUUGGGUCUGCAGGUAGCCAGGGCAAAGACGUCACGCGGAGCACGGGAGUUGGGAUCCGAAAGCCAGCCUUCUCAUCAGGGCCCUGGAGAAGCGCGAGCUCCUGGCAUCAGGUGGACAGAGACCAGGGAUGCUGCUACUACACGUUCCGUGGUGCAGCGCACGGCCGCACAAAGACGGUCAACGUCGCCCAAGCUAAGACGCCCGCGCCGAUGAGGCGUUUUGUAAAACUCGUCAUUGCCGCGUCAGUGCUCAGUACCCAGCGCUCAGUGGUCAGCACUCGGUGGUCAGAGCUCGGUGGUCAGUGCUCAGUACCCAGCGCUCAGUGGUCAGCGCUUGGUGGUCAGAGCUCGGUAGUCAGUGCUCAGUACCCAGCGCUCAGUGGUCAGCACUCGGUGGUCAGAGCUCGGUGGUCAGUGCUCAAUACCCAGCGCUCGGUGGUCAGCGCUCGGUGGCCAGUGUUCAGUACCCAGCGCUCGGUGGUCAGUGCUCAGUACCCAGCGCUUGGUAGUCAGCGCUCAGUACCCAGCGCUCAGUGGUCAGCGCUCGGUGGUCAGAGCUCGGUAGUCAAUGCUCAGUACCCAGCGCUCAGUGGUCAGCACUCGGUGGUCAGAGCUCGGUGGUCAGUGCUCAAUACCCAGCGCUCGGUGGUCAGUGCUCGGUGGUCAGUGCUCAGUACCCAGCGCUUGGUGGUCAGCGCUCAGUACCCAGCGCUCAGUGGUCAGCGCUCGGUGGUCAGAGCUCAGCAGUCAGCAAUCAGUACCCAGUGCUCAGUGGUCAACACUCGGUGGUCAGUGCUCAGUACCCAGCGCUUGGUGGUCAGCGCUCAGUACCCAGCGCUCAGUGGUCAGCGCUCGGUGGUCAGAGCUCAGCAGUCAGCAAUCAGUACCCAGUGCUCAGUGGUCAACACUCGGUGGUCAGUGCUCGGUGGUCAGAGCUCGGUGGUCAGUGCUCAGUACCCAGUGCUCGGUGGUCAGAGCUUGGUUGUCAGCGCUCAGUACCCAGCGCUCAGUGGUCAGCGCUCGGUGGUCAGUGCUCAGUACCCAGUGCUCGGUGGUCAGCACUCGGUCAGAGCUCAGCUGUCAGUGCUCAGUACCCAGCUCUCGGUGGUCAGCGCUCAGUGAUCAGAGCUUAGUGGUCAGCGCUCAGUACCCAGUGCUCGGUGGUCACCACUCGGUGGUCAGAGCUCGGCAGUCAGUGCUCAGUACCUAGCUCUUGGUGGUCAGUGCUCAGUACCCAGCUCUCGGUGGUCAGUGCUCAGUACCCAGCGCUCAGUGGUCAGUGCUCAGUACCCAGCGCUCAGUGGUCAGCACUCGGUGGUCAGAGCUUGGUGGUCAGUGCUCCGUACCCAGCACUCAGUGGUCAGUGCUCGGUGGUCAGUGCUCAGUACCCAGUGCUCGGUGGUCCGCUCUCGGUGAUCAGUGCUCAGUACCCAGUGCUCGGUGGUCAGUGCUCGGUGGUCAGAGCUCGGUGAUCAGUGUUCAGUAUCCAGUGCUCAGCGGUCAGCGCUCCGUACCCAGCGCUCAGUGGUCAGAGCUCGGUGGUCAGCGCUCAGUACCCAGCGCUCAGUGGUCAGAGCUCAGUGGUCAGUGCUCAGUACCCAGCGCUCAGUGGUCAGAGCUCGGUGGUCACUGCUCAGUACCCAGCACUCGGUGGUCAGUGCUCAGUACCCAGCGCUCAGUGGUCAGAGCUCAGUGGUCAGAGCUCGGUGGUCAGUGCUCAGUACCCAGUGCCCAGUGGUCAGAACUCGGUGGUCAGUGCUCAGUACCCAGUGCCCAGUGGUCAGAGCUCAGUACUCAGUGCUCAGUGGUCAGCGGUCGGUGGUCAGAGCUCGGUGGUCAGCGUUCAGUACCCAGCGCUCAAUGGUCAGUGCUCAGUGGUCAGUGCUCAGUACCCAGCUCUCAGUGGCCAGCGCUCGGUGGUCAGUGCUCGGUGAUCAGUGCUCAGUACCCAGCGCUCAGUGGUCAGCACUCGGUGGUCAGAGCUCAGUGGUCAGUGCUCAGUACCCACUGCUCGGUGGUCAGAGCUCAGUGGUCAGCGCUCAGCACCCAGCGCUCAGUGGUCAGUGCUCGGUGGUUAGUGCUCGGUGGUCAGUGAUCAGUACCCAGUGCUCGGUGGUCAGCACUAAGUGGUCAGAGCUCGGUGGUCACUGCUCAGUACCCAGCGCUCAGUGGUCAGCACUCGGUGGUCGGCGCUCGGUGGUCAGUGCUCGGUGGUUAGUGCUCGGUGGUCAGUGAUCAGUACCCAGUGCUCAGUGGUCAGCACUAAGUGGUCAGAGCUCGGUGGUCACUGCUCAGUACCCAGCGCUCAGUGGUCAGCACUCGGUGGUCGGCGCUCGGUGGUCAGUGCUCGGUGGUUAGUGCUCGGUGGUCAGUGAUCAGUACCCAGUGCUUAGUGGUCAGC
Prionailurus viverrinus (fishing cat) is the source of this 2428-nucleotide messenger RNA. RefSeq lists its product as uncharacterized. Bases 1 to 1149 code for a protein of 382 amino acids. The record is from RefSeq and is a predicted model, not a curated record. Lineage: Eukaryota; Metazoa; Chordata; Mammalia; Carnivora; Felidae. The transcript has 4 exons.